Silurus meridionalis is the source of this 7291-nucleotide messenger RNA. It is a transcript of the gene tmem132e, whose product is annotated as transmembrane protein 132E. Bases 1250 to 4444 code for a protein of 1064 amino acids. The transcript has 9 exons. The record is from RefSeq and is a predicted model, not a curated record. NCBI's taxonomy places the organism in Eukaryota, Metazoa, Chordata, Actinopteri, Siluriformes, Siluridae.
GAGCUCGGUCUCAUUCCUCUGAGGAGAUUUUCCUCCUGUCUUUCUCUCAGCGCGGAGAGAAACCGCACACACACCUGGAGUGGCACUCGGCGUUCUGUAAGACACCUGAGGGAACCGAAAACAGAAACUUAAACCGUUUUCUGGCACUAAAAAAACAUGGGAAUUGGUCACUUUUAAGGCUCAUUUGUAUGGAAGAAGAAGAAGAAGGAGGAGGAGGAGGAACAGAGCAGCAACCGGAGCGCCGAAGUCUGUUUUUAUCGGUUUCUUAAGUAAUAUAUAAACAUAAAAAAGGACAGCAGAAGACGUUUUCACGACGUGGCUUGUCUUCGUGGAGGACGUGAACCUGUAUCAACGUGAGAACUUUUAGUUUGUUUUGAAGGAACCGCGUCUUGACAGAGUCCUGCUGGAUUUACCGGACUCUCUGUGGAGAACUUUUUUCCCUCAGACUUUCACACAAAACAACGGAAUCGAAUUGAUAUCGUUUUUAUUAUUGUUGGUUUAUGAGCUGCUAUAGCGCCAGCCAACAACCUUAAAAAAAAAGAAAGAAAACAUUUUCCAUUUUGCCUCCUGACAGGAAAAUGAGCCGUCAUUUUAGUUCGGCUAACCCGUUUCACACGGACUAGCUAACCAUUUUCCACCUUUAUCAAGAGUCUCAAGUGCUUCGUUUAUUGUUUUUACGGUCUUUUUUAGUUACUCAUUUUCGCCUCAGGAGUUUUUUUUUUUUUUGCCCGUUGAGUCUACACCGGUUUCGAAUCGGUUGCUGGUGCUCUGAGCGCGCUCGAGAGCUGCGCGCGCCGCGUGAGCGAGCAUUCUUCACAGGAAGAGGCGCGCGCGCGGGCGGGCUGUAGGCAGGAGCCCGGAUACCUGUUAACUUUUUACUUUCGCCGCGCGCGAGCGAGCGUGCGCCCGAAACGCGCGAGUGUGCGUGCGUGCGUGCGUGUGGUGCGCGAGUGGAGCGCGCGCGCUCGCUCGCUCGAGAGUGUGUGGCUCGUCGCCGCGGGAAGCAGCUCAUCUGCGGUCACCGCUCGGCGUACUCGGGGAAUGGACGCGAGAGCCUCCGGUCAAGUUUCGCGUGCGGUCUCGCGCGCAGGCUCGCCUAUAACCGGACUGCUAUAGCCCGAGCCCGAGCGAGUCGCAAGCGGAAUAUUUCAAAGAGCGACGAGCGUGCACAUAUACAUAUAUUUAUAUGUGUGUGUGUGUGUGUGUGUGUUUCUUUCCCUGCUAAGCGGAUUUACACCGGACCACUACAAUGUCAUUUGCACGGGUUUGCUUUGGAGCUCUGCUGCUGUGGACGAUUGUUUGUGAUGUUGCAGGUAAAGUUUCUCCAACCAACUAUGAUGCUCUGCUUAAUGUCCCUGCUGCUACUGCCACCUCUGCCCCCCCAGACCUCUACCUUCCUGCCAGCUUCAAACUCUCCAACACCCAACUGGCAUUCUUUCUUCAAGAGAGCCGAACUUCAGCCCGGAAUGCCCCCAGUGGCCACCCUUUGCACUGUUCUGAGAGCUUUGUGGUCUUUCAGACCAAGGAGUUACCUUCAGUCAACAUCUCUCUGGGUCCUUUCACCCAGGACCAGACUCUUUCCAAAGAUCUUUUACAGCCGUCAAGUCCCCUGGACAUCCCAGGUAGGCUGACGGUCAGCUGGAAGGUGCGAGCAUUCAUUGUGCAGUCUAAGGUCUUUGCAAGCAACCCAGUGGUCCAGGUGCUGUUUUACAUUGCAGGCCGGGACUGGGACGACUUUAAGGUGCAGGACAAACUUCCUUGUGUGAGGUUGCAUGCCUUUCGAGAUGUUCGGGAAAUCAAGACUUCUUGCAGGCUCCAAGGUAACUUGGCACAGUGCUUGGCCCAACUGGACCUCCCGUCUACUUGGUUUAAUGUCAAUGUGGCGCCCUUGGGCCGCAGGAAGCCCUCAGUGGCAGAUGUUUUGGAGAUGUCUGGGGAAACUUUUCAGGCAGAGCUCUACUACACCCUUCAUGAUCCAGACAGCAAGGGGGAGUGCAGUGAAAGUUAUUCCAGGCGAGGAGCAUCCAGGGCAGAGAGCACAUCCCAGCAGCCACUACUUCGGAUUGGAAGCAUCAGCCUGUACCAGCCCAGUCAGGAGCAACUGGUAGUGGACAAGCAGCUGGACAAAAACCUCUUCUUGAGGCUACCGGACAAACCGUUAAAGCCUGGAGAGAUACUCAACAUCUACCUGUAUUUGGUGCCAAACUCGACAGUAGAACAGUUUACUCUCAAAGUGAAAGCGAAGAAGGGGGUGAAUCUCCUUAGCACCAAGUCGAAGAGCAGCCAAUGGAAGGUGGACUGGGAGGAGCAGUCUGGGGCCAAGCACUCCAUUACCACAGUGGAAGUCAGCAAGAUCAAAGGUGUUUCCGGCGAUGUGAGUGCCAACCUGGAAAUCAUGCAGCUGGAUUUUGAAAUGGAGAACUUCACGAGCCAGUCAGUGACGAGGAGAAUCAACUGGAACAUCGAUUACCGUGGCCAGAAUCCUCCUCCAGACUCGGACAAGGUGGUGACCGAGUUGACGGUGGUGCAGAAAGAUAUUCAGGCCAUCAUCCCACUGUCUAUGGACACUGAGAUCAUCAACACAGCUGUGCUGACCGGCCGGACUGUCGCCAUCCCUGUCAAAGUUGUCUCCAUAGAACUGAGCGGGAUGGUCACGGACAUCUCCUCGUUUGUGGAGUGCAAGUCGUCCAACGAGGACAUCGUCAAGGUGUCUAUGAACUGUGAUUACGUGUACGUGAACGGGAAGGAGACACGAGGCUCCAUGAACGCACGUGUGAUCUUUAGUUACGAGCACCUAAGCGCCCCUCUGGAGCUCACUGUAUGGGUGCCCAAGCUGCCUCUAAACCUUCAGCUUUCUGAUAACAGCCUCAGCUUCAUCAAGGGAUGGAGGGUCCCGAUUCUGCCUGACCGCAGGUCGGCUCGUGACAGUGAUGAUGACGACGAGGACGAGAGGAAGGUGAGCCGUGGCUGUACCCUGCAGUACCAACGAGCCCAAGUGAAGGUUCUCACUCAGUUCCACACUACCUCCAGUGAGGGCACCAACCAGGUGAUCACCAUGCUGGGGCCUGACUGGCAGGUGGAUGUCACUGACCUGGUGCAGGACUCGCUUAAAGUUGUGGAUCCCCGUGUGGCUGAGUUAGUGGAUCACACUGUGCUGGUGGCCCUGGAGCAGGGAUCGACCAUACUGAAGGUUGAAUCCCCAUUGGCAGUGGAGGCCGUGUUGGGUGAAGUAUUAUUCUCUGUACUGGAUGAUAAAGUUUCCAUAAUGAAUCUGCGUGUGCACGCCAUCUCUGGACUCAGCCUCAGUAUCCAGCCCAGUCCGGGAAACAGUCACACCAUGGUGGCAAAGGCAUCAGGGCUACAGACGCUCUCUGCUCUUAAACAGGAAGCCAGCCUUUCGAUUUGGGCUUACUUCAGUGACAACACAGCAGCCCCUUUAAGCAUAUAUGACCCCAAGGAUUACAACCUUAAUGCCUCCACACUGGACGAAAAAGUGGCUUCAAUUUCCCAGGAGCCUCAGCAAAGGUGGCCUGUUAUCGUCGCAGAGGGGGAGGGAUCCGGCGAGCUCGUCCGUGUGGAAAUGACCAUAUGCGAAGCGUGCCAGAAGACUAAACGAAAAAGUGUUAUCGCUUCCUCUUCAGUCAAUGUAAAAGUGCGCUUCGGGCCUGACGAGGAUUCGGAAGAGGAAGAUGAAGGGGAUGAAGGGGUGCCACCUAACACGGGAAGACCAAUUCUUGAUACAAACAUGGGUGGUACUGGAUAUGUGUCAUCCAAUGAGCAGCCUGCAAGUGUGUCACUUGACUACACAAGCUUCCCCACUAUCAGUAACCAGCCAACUGUGGAGGAAGAGGAUGAAGAAGAAGGGUUUACUCACUCUCCUCGCAGCAUGACCGACUUAGAGAUUGGCAUGUAUGCCCUCUUGGGUGUUUUCUGCCUGGCCAUUCUGGUCUUCUUGAUCAAUUGCAUUGUAUUUGUCCUCAAGUACCGCCACAAGCGAAUACCACCUGAAGGUCAGGCCAACAUGGACCACUCUCACCACUGGGUGUUUCUCGGAAAUGGGCAGCCCUUACAAGCUCAGAGCGACCUCUCACCUCAAACAGCAGAAAGUCCAAGCAAUGCUUUGGAAGGGCCACAAACUUGCUGCCACGGAGACCACCACAGCAGCGGCAGCUCCCAGACAAGUGUGCAAAGUCAAGUGCAUGGCCGAGGAGAUGGCAGCUCGGGUGGCUCCACCAAGGAACACGGUGAAGACGCAAGUUCCCCCACAUCCAAGCGCAAACGAGUCAAAUUCACCACAUUUACCACACUCCCCGCUGACGAGCUCCCCUACAACUCGAUCCCCAUCGCCGAUGACGAUGAUAUCCAGUGGGUGUGUCAGGACAUGGGGUUCCAGGACCCUGAAGAAAUGCACGACUACAUGCGCAGGAUAAAAGAAAUAGCCUAAUGGUGGCUUUGGGAUUUCUUAAAAAAAACUUUUCCUUUCUAAUCUCCCUCUCCCUACCUUUACUCAUACAAAUUUCUCUUUUCACACGUAUGGAGAAUGUGACUAAGGACCUAGAGUCCUGUUUCUCCGAGGUGUUACUUUUUGCACAGUGCUCUCGUUCUUUUAAAUGUUCACACGUUUUCGGGGAACUGUUUGCGUAAAACAGCAGAUGGAAAGCCAAAUACGAGACUAGGAGAUCUUUUAAUCGCUAGCACAAACGGCUUUGGAGUGUAUGUCGUCCUUUCUCAGGCAAAGAGGACAUAAUCUCAAACCGAACACACAGAGUUUUGAGUUGUGAGCCGUGGUGUCGAAAUGGAUUCCUGAAGUGCUCCAUCACUCCCGUUGGGAGAAGGUAUGGGUCACCCUGUGGACAGGAUAUUUCUCAGAGGAACGCCACACUGUGUAGUUAUUUUUUUUUCCAGUUUGUUCCGUUUUACUUUUUCCAAACAACCGUAUAUUCUCCAAUAAAGAGGCCUUUAUAGUGCAGAUUUCCAUUUGAUUCAGAGAAAGGUGUUUGAGAAGGGGUCGUCAUUGCGGCAUCAUCGGCAACUUAACACUCUAUUUCUAAAACUGCGAUUUUUUUUUGCAGCAUUUUGGCCAGUAUUGACAAAUAUCAUCAUUCCCAUUUUUCAUGUUCAUUGUGCCACGUUAUUUUUUUAAUGUUAUUGGAUUUCAUGUGUGUAGCAUUUUAUACAUCGUAAUAUACGUCCAUUUGGCAUGCCAUCUCCGGUUUGCUCGUUUUCCUGCUCAAGUCGGAUGCCUUAUAAAAUUUUAAUCACUGCAACCUUCCACGUCAACGCCACGCUCGUUUACAUCCAGGAGGCUCAACGCAAAAUGGGUACCGCCGUGCGUCAUUGAAAUUGGCAUUGGCCGCGUUGUUUGUUAUGACAUUACAAUAUCUUCAUAUCUCCAGCAUUCGUAUGCAUGAAAGGAGAGUUUGAGACACAGACAGCUGUUGAUCCCCUUCCCAUCAGAUCUUUCCAGAUUUGUAAACGUGCGUCUUGUGACAGUUAUUUAAUUAUACAUACGUAAUGAACAGUAGAGGACAUGUAAUGUUGUGACAUGCUUUCCAUGCAUGCAGUUCCAGACACUUUACCUCUUGUGUACAUACCAUGCUAUCGUCCUAGUCAUUCAUUUUUCGUUCUCAAGAGAAAAAUAGAUACAGAGGUGCUGACAUCAGCAGUUUUAGCUUUUACAUUUCGGUAGGGGAUGAUGAUAAAGAGGCGAGUCUGCUUUCGCCUUCAACUUUGCUACUUCGUGGGUCCAUGGACUCGUUUUACAGGCAGCAAUCUCGUAUAGCAACAUAUGCUCAAGUUUUUAUUAUAAACAUCUUUUUUUUAUUAUUGUUAGCAAUGUUGGCACCUCUGUAGCUAUCAGACUUCUCAGUCAUUUCAAUCCAUAAUCACUCUUAUUUAUAGGAAACAUGAAAAUGAAUGCUAAGAACGUACAGAAGAAAGUUAAUCAAGCACAUGCAGGAAAUGCGUAAAUCUGCGCUGUAGAUAAAUUAACUUUCAAUGCUAAUUGUGAUCACCACUAAUUUUUUAUUUUUUUUUGUAAAGCAGUGUACUCUUAUUUAUUCCAUAUUGAUUCUUUUUUCAAUUAUUAAACCAAGACUGGAAAUAAUGCAUUAUUAUUAUUGUUGUUUUUACAAGUAAAAAAAAAAGGCAGAACUUGUUUUAUGCAAUGUUUUAUGUUUUUAGUUUUGUUUAUUUCUUUGAAACUAUUGAUACACUGAUUAGAGAGAGAUAGUAUUUUUUUUAUAGUGCACAUUAAAAUUAGUGUAUGAACUGAAACUGCUGUUUUUUUUUUAUUAAAUAACUGCAAAUGUUUUUAGUUCGAGUUUUAUAGGUCAGGGAUCUGACUGUACAAGGGAUCGUUUCAUUCACAAACACUUCAUUUUUUCAUUAUGUGGAACUCGCGUCUUGUUCAUGAAACACCCAUUAUUAAUUGUAAUACGACUAAAUGUAUUUUUUGUUUGUUUAACUUUUUGGCUUCAUCCAAUGUCAUUUUUCUGUCAAGCUCAGAAAUCGCAGAGGACCUAAUACCGACCCCUGCAGCACCUCCUAAACUACAUUUGCAGCUACACAAUCUUUGUACUCCAAGUUUUUAUUUAAAUGAUAUACUGGAGCAUGUUGAAAGUUCUUCAAGUUCUGGAAAUUAAACGGGAGAACAUUUAUUAUAUUUUUUUUUUUGCUAUUUUUGCAAUCAACACCUCCUUGAAAUCCUGUCAAAUAGAGCCUGAACUCGAAAUUCGGUUUCCAAUUCAGCAAUAGUGGCUCAGGGUGAAUGAAAAAAUGCAUCCAAACAACAUGUAUGAAAUAAGAUUAACUGAUGGGGUGUUAAUAUUUAUUAAAAGUGACCGUCAAAGUUUCUAGUAGCAACUCACACCCUUUUUUUUUCCCCUUUUCUCCCUUUUAAUUGAAUAAUUUCAAUGUUCACUAGAGAAUGUCAGCAACACUUUUGCAUUUCAGAUUGUUCCAUCGCUUACACGGAUGUGCAAAUAGAUUUUAAACCAGAGCAUCUGUUUUCCAAGGAGGUGCUACUAGGUCUUUGCUAUGACCUCAUCACAUGAUGUGGACUUGCGUGAAGUACGUGAAGCGCGACUCAAUGGGAACCUUUUAAAGCACGGAAACUGGCAGUGCUUUCCUGCCUCAUUCUUAAUGUACAGAGCACUGUUACGACUUCCUGUAUUUUCCUGGAUUUAAAGAGAAAACAAAAACAACAAAAAAAAAAAAAAAAAAACACCCCCAUCCCUUGUAUUCCCCACUUAUAUGUAAGUACUUACGAAAAAUAAAAUACAGAAACCUU